ACACAAGACUACGGAACGCAAGUGUUCAUUACUUUGUCAAACGACCAACGUUCCCCAGCAGUUUGAUCAAGUCAAAAUAGCUUUUUCAUUUUAAUUUUUCCAACGUUUAACAUCGUUCAGUCGAGAUAUAAGAAAUUAAUUAAGUCGAAGCUCUUAAACGAUAAAAAUAUCUAACUCAGAUGCUUCAUAAAUGUUUGUGCAAUCUCAUCGUAAUAAAAUGAAAGUUUCGUUUAUUAAUGCGAUUAUUCUGUGUUUAUUAUUAAGUAAUGAAGUUGCUUCCCCAAAUGUAAUUACAAAUGUUUUCAAAUCCGUUAAAGAUACCGCCACUGGUAUAGUCAAGAAAAUACCAAGUUCAGUACCGAGCGUUGAAACGAUAUUUUCUGCCAGUAAAAAUCUUAUCGCAGGAUAUCCUUUGAAAGCCCUCUUUAAAACAAUUAAUUUAUUUUGUUCGACCGCACUCUCUAAGGACCAAAUAAAACCACAAAAGAAGGUGUCACCGCACGUGAGCCAAAUGAAUUUGGUGUUUCUGACGAAAAAUAAAAAAUUUUCAGUUCCACUCCAAUAUCCCGACUUGUUGUGGAGUCAUAGCGAAUUUCGAACAGAUCUGAACAGCGUAAUAUUGGUGACUGGUUGGACAUCUAACAUUAACGAAACCAAUGAUGCUAUGAAAGCAUUGUGGAAUGCAUACAGAUGCCGUGGAAAUAUUAAUUUCAUCGCCUUGGAUACUGGUGCCUUCGUAGAUACAUUGUAUACUUGGUCUGCUUUCAAUACUGAAGCGGUCGGAUAUUUGCUUGCUAAAGCACUAGUGAGUCUAGUUUCGUUCUAUCCAGUUGAAAAAAUUCACUUAAUUGGACAUUCACUUGGUGCCCAUAUUGCGGGAAGUGCUGGGCGAAAUCUAAAUUCAAUGACUUCUCAGUUAAUACCACGAAUUACUGGACUAGAUCCGGCCAAUCCAUGCUUCAACGAAGGUGAGGACCUAACAGGAUUAUCUCGAGGCGACGCCGAUUUCAUAGAUGUAAUACACACAAACCCUGGUGUUCUCGGUAAACGAGAUGCUAUAGGUGACUGUGACUUCUAUCCGAAUGGAGUAAGACCGUUACCGCCUGGAUGCCUGUCCAUUAUAUGUGCUCAUUCGCGAGCCUGGGAGUUCUAUGCGGAAACAGUUUAUCCAGGGAACGAAUAUACAUUCAUGGCGGUCAAAUGCAAUUCUCUACCCGCACUGAAUUCCGGUUAUUGUCGUGGAAACAAAUAUCCAAUGGGGUUCGCAGUGCCUUAUAACAUUAAAGGAAGCUAUUUCUUGAAAACGAAACGAUAUAGUCCGUUUGGAGAAGAGAGUAAAAAAAUGUCAGAUAUAGUUUGCAGUAAGGGCUAAUGGAAAAGGGCAAUCAAAGAGGAAUGUAAAGUGUGUACAAUUGAAUCAAAAAUAAAGAAAAACAUU
Bradysia coprophila is the source of this 1438-nucleotide messenger RNA. Its product is annotated as vitellogenin-1-like. The record is from RefSeq and is a predicted model, not a curated record. Lineage: Eukaryota; Metazoa; Arthropoda; Insecta; Diptera; Sciaridae. Gene Ontology annotation, molecular function: serine hydrolase activity; lipase activity. Gene Ontology annotation, biological process: lipid catabolic process.